CUGAUCCGAGAGAGAGAUGGCAGAAACUGCUCCAGCCCCGGCUGCUGCCGCCCCGGCCAAAGCGCCCAAGAAGAAGUCAGCUGCGAAAGCCAAGAAAGCAGGUCCAGGCGUCGGUGAGCUCAUCGUCAAAGCUGUGUCCGCAUCCAAGGAGAGGAGCGGCGUGUCCCUCGCCGCUCUGAAGAAAGCUAUCGCCGCCAGCGGCUACGACGUGGAGAAGAACAACUCUCGCGUCAAGAUCGCCAUCAAGAGCUUGGUGACUAAAGGCACUCUGGUGCAGGUCAAAGGGACCGGCGCUUCCGGCUCAUUCAAGCUCAACAAGCAGAAAGCCGAGACCAAGAAGAAGCCGGCCAAGAAAGCGGCUCCUAAAGCGAAGAAGCCCGCGGCCAAGAAACCCGCUGCUGCCAAGAAGCCCAAGAAAGCGGCGGCAAAGAAGCCCGCCGCCAAGAAAUCGCCCAAGAAGGCCAAGAAACCCGCCGCCACAGCCGCUAAGAAGGCGACCAAGAGCCCCAAGAAGGCAAAGAAGCCAGCAGCCGCUAAGAAAGCAGCCAAGAGCCCCAAAAAGGCCAAGGCGGCUAAACCUAAGGCGGCAAAGCCUAAAGCCGCCAAGCCUAAAAAGGCAGCCCCCAAAAAUAAAUAAAGUCUUUACAGUUUAUCCUCAACGGCUCUUUUAAGAGCCACCCACUAACUCAAAGAAGAGCAAAACUCUGAUGUUAAUGAUUUGAUCUACAAUUUUAAUAGUUAUGCAAGUAAAUGAUUUGAGAAAAAGCUUAAUAUUUGUUAGCAUGCGUGUUCUUGGCACAGUAUUUAAAUCACAAAAAGCAGAGGGACAUUUUACAGUGAUUAACGUGAGAAAACGCUUAACAUGGCUUAAUACUUAGUUUUAAAAACUUAAAUUCAGUAUAUACACCUGCAAGAGGACGAGCCCUGAGAUAAUGGUGGGCCUUGUUUACCCUUCCAGGUGGAUGUGAAAAAAAGCUCGUUUCACAGAAAAGGCUUAAACUAGUCAAAUCAAAAUGUAUGUUUGAGCUUUUUUAAUUGAAAGUGACUUGUACUGACAUGUCUUAUAAUAUGUCAGCGCCAUGCACACCAGUAAUAUUUUUUUCUCUCUCUAGUGAACAUUUAUAAAAGCUUAUUUAAACUAAGGCCGAAUCCUGGUUUAGUCUAAACUCUUGUAUGUGAAACCGGGCCUUAAUCUUGGUGAAGUAAAUUAUUUGUAAAGCUUGUUAAAAUGUUGUUUCACCACUUUAGUUCAACUGACAAUGUUUUACACAUGCUAACUGUCUACUUAGAAAUGCCGUAAACUACAAUAGAGGUUAUAAAUAUUUAUUUAU
Megalobrama amblycephala (Wuchang bream) is the source of this 1331-nucleotide messenger RNA. RefSeq names its product histone H1-like. The record is from RefSeq and is a predicted model, not a curated record. The transcript has a single exon. NCBI's taxonomy places the organism in Eukaryota, Metazoa, Chordata, Actinopteri, Cypriniformes, Xenocyprididae. Gene Ontology annotation, cellular component: nucleosome. Gene Ontology annotation, molecular function: DNA binding; structural constituent of chromatin. Bases 17 to 637 code for a protein of 206 amino acids. Gene Ontology annotation, biological process: nucleosome assembly.